This is a messenger RNA of Rhodotorula graminis WP1, 732 nucleotides long. RefSeq lists its product as uncharacterized. The transcript has 5 exons. NCBI's taxonomy places the organism in Eukaryota, Fungi, Basidiomycota, Microbotryomycetes, Sporidiobolales, Sporidiobolaceae. The coding region runs from base 1 to 732 and encodes 243 amino acids. The record is from RefSeq and is a predicted model, not a curated record.
AUGGAGCCCUUCCGGCCCUUCCGCCCAGACGACGUGCGGCACCGCCGCUUCUGCUGCUGCGUCCCCGUGCGCUGGGGCGUCCUCGCCCUCGCUCUCGUCGGUGCGACUUUGGCCGCCUGCCUGGGCAUCGCCGCCAUCCAGCGCCUGUUCUCGCCCGAGAUCAACCCGUGGAGGGCAUGGCUCGAGGUCGCCAGCAUCGUGCUGUGGUUCUCCCUCGUCGUUCUGUGCCUUUACGGAUGGGCAGGCGGCAUCAGCCAGAAGAGGGAGUGGGUCGAGUGGUUCUACGAGCUCGUCUGGUGGCACCUCUGGUUCAACAUCGCGGUCGGCAUCUAUCUCCUCGUCGUUCUCGCCCUGCCGACGUCCAAAUCCCUGUCGGCGCAAAUCUGCUCGAAGUUGGCUCUCGACAAGCUCGACGCCGAGCUCCUCGUCGACUUUACGGCCGCCGACGCUGCGUCGACCGUGUCUCUCGAGUGCUUCGCGGGCGUACGGAGCGCGCUUAUCCUCCUCGAUCUGGCUUGGACCAUCGCCAUCCUCAUCCAGCUGUGGCUGUGCCUCGUCAGCGGGCACUACCUCGACGAGCUCGCCGACCGCGAGGCGGCCGAACGCUUCGGCGUCGACAUCGAGAACCCGAACCCGCCGUACGUGUUCGUCCCUGGGGACGACGCGCAGGAGAUGCGAAUGAUCGCGGCGAUGGAGGGCAGGACGGCAUCGAGGAAGGCGAGGGCGUUUUGA